This is a messenger RNA of Tetranychus urticae (two-spotted spider mite), 1053 nucleotides long. RefSeq names its product small ribosomal subunit protein mS26. The record is from RefSeq and is a predicted model, not a curated record. Gene Ontology annotation, cellular component: mitochondrial small ribosomal subunit. Lineage: Eukaryota; Metazoa; Arthropoda; Arachnida; Trombidiformes; Tetranychidae.
GGAUUCUAGGACCGCAUAUCGCCAUCUAUUGGAUGAAGCAUACUCAUGAUAUUUUAAAACACAUUUGUUUCAGUGAAAAUUGCUUUGUUUUGGUUUGAUUAAGUCUUGAUUGUGAAGUUUUUACGAAUAUGCCAACAUUGUGAUCAGAACUUUAGACAUUUGGAAACUUCUGUCCUUCAAUUGGAGCUGAUAUAUCUAGCUUUAUCAGCCUUGUGCUGUUAUGAAACAGAAUUAAUAGCCAUUUUUAACUGUAGAUUGAAAAUGAAUCAAAGUUUGGUGUUGCGAUUAUUCAAUCCAUUACUUAUUUCAAGCCGAGGAUGUUUCCAGAGGCGAACCAGAGGUAGAAAAAUACCUGUUCGGAAGCCAAUUUACUUCCCAAUGGCUCCAUCCAAGCUGUAUGUCAUCAAAGAUAAACCUUAUUUUGCUGAAGAUGAAAAGGAACAAUAUGAUGCCUUGGAAAAAAAUCAUGAGGAUGCUGCAAGAUCUUUGCAAGCAUUUCUUUAUCAAGAAGUUUAUUUACCUACAACUACUGCUGGCGGGUUUAGCUCUGAAGAGGUUGCCAAGGAAUUGCAAGAGCAAGAAAGACUGUUAGCUGAAAAUGAUGCUGAAAAUGAGCGUCAAAAAAAGCGACGUGAAGAAAAAACGGCCUGGAUAGAAGCGCAAAUUGAAAAAGAAGCAAUGGAGAAGGAAGCUGAAAGACUGGCUGCAAUCGAGGUGGAAAAGUACAUAGUGACAGAAGAGGUCAAGAUUGAAAUCGAACGAAGCAGUACGUUUAUUACAAAGGAAAAUUUGGAAAAAUUCAUUCUCAAAGCAUUGGAUUGCCCAGUUUCUUAUGAAUAUGCCAUAGAUUUGGAAGGAAGAGUACUUUUUGACGAUAAACUUCACCCAUAUGCCCUUAAUCCAAGUGCUGUUCCGGAAACUAGUGAUUUAGAGUUGGAAAAAUUCGCCACCAAAGACAAGAGAAUCAGAAUAGAUGAGAAAGUUGUUUAUAAAUAAUAUAUAAUAGUUUGCUUAUAAAAUUAAUGUUAGAAUUUACGCAUUUUGAAAAUUUUA